CCUCCUCCUCCUCUCCGGCGCUCCACAUCUGCAGACAUGUUCACCAGGAUGUUGAAGCUGAGACUCCUGAACGCCGUGGCCCCGGCCUACUUCUUCACGGCCACGGCGGUCACCUUCAUCCUGCACUUCGGCUUCUUCGUGCCGACGAUCUUCCCGAACCCGGACAUGUCCCUGAGGGGCUCCACCGCCCUCCACACGGCUCUGUUCCUCUUCCUCAUGUUCAACGCCUUGGGGAACUACGUCAUGACCAUCAGAUACCCCGCCGAGAGCGCCAACGAGACGGCCAUCCCCGUGUGCUCGCCGCACUGCUCGGACAAGGUGGACGCCCACUACCUCCUGAACGGCCGCCACUUCUGCAAGCUGUGCAAGAAGGUCAUCCUGAAGAGGGACCACCACUGCUUCUUCACGGGGAACUGCAUCGGGAACAGGAACAUGCGCUACUUCAUCAUGUUCUGCAUCUACACGUCGUGCGUGUGCCUGUACUCGCUGGUGCUGGGCGUGGCCUUCCUCACCGUGGAGUACUCCAUCUCCUUCCAGAACCCGCUGACCUUCCUCACCCUGCUGCCCCUCUCCACCGGGUACUUCUUCAUGGGGACGGUGUCGGGCCUGCAGCUGUUCCUGGUGCUGAUGCUGUACGUGUGGCUGGGCAUCGGCCUGGUGUGCGCCGGUUUCUGCUGCCAGCAGGUGCUGCUGGUGGCCCGGGGCCAGACCUGGUGUCAGCUGCAGAGGGGCCAGCUGGUGGAGAACUGCAGCCCCUGGCGAGCCAACCUCAAGGACGUGUUCGGGACGCGCUGGAUCCUCGGCCUCGUCCUGCCCGUGCAGACGGUGGAGACGAGCCCCGACGGCACGGACCCCCCCAAACAGGACUGA
Molecule: messenger RNA, 870 nt
Organism: Salarias fasciatus (jewelled blenny)
Lineage: Eukaryota; Metazoa; Chordata; Actinopteri; Blenniiformes; Blenniidae
Gene: zdhhc22
Product: zDHHC palmitoyltransferase 22
Exons: 3
Coding region: 37-870 (277 amino acids)
Molecular function (GO): palmitoyltransferase activity
Source: RefSeq, a predicted model, not a curated record